AUGGCGGUUUCUCUCUCGUCGCCGUCGAGGAUCACUCCCAUAACUCUGCAGCCGAAGCUGAAAGCGAUUCGUGGCUUAAGAUGCGUGCUUUGUCGGAAACGAGCAGCUUAUCUUGCAGCAAAGAAGGAUGUGAUGGAUGCAUCUGGUGUUGCUCUUGUUCUGAUCGGACCGGGAAGUAUCGAGCAGGCUAACACUUUUGUGGAACAGACGAAAUUUGAAGGAGAGGUGUAUGCAGAUCCAAACCACGAGUCAUACGAGGCGCUCAAAUUUGCUUCAGGGGUUACUGUGACAUUUACCCCUAAAGCUGCUCUGAAGAUAAUUGAGUCUUACAUGGAAGGAUACCGCCAAGACUGGAAACUCUCGUUUAUGAAAGAUACUGUUGAAAGAGGAGGCUGGCAACAAGGUGGAAUCCUAGUUGCUGGACCUGGAAAAGAUAACAUCUCUUACAUCCGCAAGGACAAAGAAGCUGGAGAUGACCCGCCUGUUGAUGAAAUCCUAAAAGCGUGUUGCGCUUGAAGAAAUCCAUAAGCAAAGCAAAAAGGCAUCAUUUUUCUUAUCGUACAAAGCUCGUGUAGAAGAAGAUCUGUUCGUAAAUCAUAUACUACUUCGUACAAUAAAACGUGUUUCUUUCGCAAAGUAAAAAAAAAAAGCGGGAAUUAAUAAGACAUAUACGGUUUACUAUAAACUUGAAACAGACGGUGUAGUGUCUAGUUCUCUCCUUGUCGUUCAGGCUUUGAUCGAAAACAGUUUCUGCUUGAAGAAG
Thlaspi arvense is the source of this 763-nucleotide messenger RNA. The record is from the annotation of a GenBank genome assembly. NCBI's taxonomy places the organism in Eukaryota, Viridiplantae, Streptophyta, Magnoliopsida, Brassicales, Brassicaceae.